AUGUUUAUUUGUCUCGCAGAACCCAUUGCUGCGACUGUCAUCUAUCCUUUUAUCAUAGACCUCGUAAACUCACUUGGGGUUACUGGUGGAGACGAUAGCAAGGUUGGCUACUAUGCUGGAAUGAUUGAAUCAAUCUUCUUUCUUACCGAGACAUGCCUCAUCUUCCACUAUGGCCGUCUCUCGGAUCGAGUUGGGCGUAGGCCAGUUGUGUUGCUUGGGCUAUUUGGACUAGCAUUCAGCAUCGUCUCAUUUGGACUCUCCCGGACCUUCAUAGGCUUGGUUAUCUCUCGUGCGCUGAGCGGGGCUCUCAACGGAAAUGCAGGAGUAAUCAAAUCAAUCGUCGCGGAACUCACGGACUCCACCAACCAAGCUCAAGGUUUUGCCUUGUUGUCGGUCACAUGGUACCUUGGAUCCACCCUGGGCCCACUAAUCGGCGGUUCCUUGUCCAAGCCCGCAGAGAGGUUCCCCGGUGUAUUUGGCUCUAGGAACCACGUGUGGACCAAACUUGGAAUCAAAGGGUUCUGGUCCGACUAUCCUUAUUUUUUGCCUUGCUUCGUGGCGGCUGGCGUUGCCGCCUGUGCCUGGUGUGUUGCCCUCUUAUUUUUGCGUGAGACCCUCCCAGCCAAGCGUAUACACCUUGUCCGCAAAGCUACCUCUGAGUAUGGAACUAUCACAUGGGACACCGAGCGCGCUCCACCGGAAGAUCCGUGCCCGGUCGACGGUCUGAAGGCUGUGAUGACUCCUCGGGUCGCAUGGGCCAUCAGUAAUUUUAUGCUACUUGCGCUGGCCGAUGUCGCUUGGGUUGUCCUUCAGCCCCUAGUUUUUGCUACCCAUCGGGCUUAUUGGUGGAACCCUUCAGGCACCAUGUUCCAGAAGAUUUAUGCUCGAUUUGGAGCUAUCAACGUCUACAGAGCCGCACUGGCUUCUUAUGCAUUCAUGUUUAUCAGCUUCACCUGGAUGGUUCGGUUGGGUCUCGACGAGAGCUCGAUGGGAUGGCUUGUGUUGGGUGCGCAUGUGGCCGUCAGCUGCGUGGCAUCUCUGGGUUAUGGCUGUACAUAUAUUCUUAUUACGGCUGCAUCCCCCUCUCGCGCACUCCUCGGGACCACAAACGGCCUGGCGCAAACCUCUUGCAGUUUGAUUCGGGCUCUGGGGCCUGCUGGCGCAGCUAGUUUGUUUGCAUACAGCUCAGGAGAAGGCGGUCGCAGCUCAGUUGAUCUCCCUCCGUAUAUGCGUGGUCGACUGAGUCCCAGAAUGGGUCAUAAGAAUAUUCAGUGUCAAGUCGCUGGGGCCUCUGUAGCCAACUCUACCUGCAGACAUCCUUCACUUGAGCAAGCCACCUGCGCCAGACCUACGGAACAUAAUUCCUUUAUAAACGUUUAUCAAGCUCUUCCAGAUACGGCUAUCGAGAUGAGUGACGAGCGGCAACCACUUUUGGAGCCUGCGCAUAACCUGGGCGAGGAUGCCGUUCAAGCAACAGAGGUCGCUUCAACUUCUACGGAACGACAGUCACAUGAUGAACACAAGCCACCAACGCCUUUGCCAAAGAAACAAAUAGCCAUAUUGCUUCUGAUGCAAUUAUCUGAGCCGAUUGCAUAUUCCGUUAUAUAUCCGUUUAUUGUACGACUCGUUAAUGAAACAGGAGUUACAGACGGAGACGAGAGCAAGGUUGGGUAUUAUGCGGGAAUGAUUGAAUCGAUAUUCUUCCUCACGGAGAGCCUGUUCACGCUCCAGUACGGCCGCGUUUCAGACCGUAUUGGCCGUCGUCCAGUGCUGAUGUUUGGACUUUUUGGACAAGCAGUCUCGAUAUUCUCGGUCGGUUUGUCAAAGCGGUACUGGCAACUAGUCUUUUCAAGAGCGAUAUCAGGUGCAUUAAAUGGAAACACAGGUGUUGCUAAGAGCAUGGUGGUAGAGUUGACGGACGAAACAAAUCAGGCCCAGGCCUUUGCUUUCAUUCCUAUUGUCUGGUCUGCAGGCUCAACUUUAGGUCCUUUCGUAGGAGGAACAUUAAGUCACCCCGCUAAGCUACUUCCCAGCAUGUUCGAUACGCCUUUCUGGCACAAAUACCCAUAUUUCCUCCCGUGCCUUGUCGCUGCGAUCUAUGCGGCCUGUGUUUGUUGUCGGUGCAUUAUUCCUGAAGGAGGCAAGUCGGCUCUACUCGGCUCUACGGAUAUUUACUAA
Rhizoctonia solani is the source of this 2178-nucleotide messenger RNA. RefSeq names its product major facilitator superfamily transporter. Gene Ontology annotation, biological process: transmembrane transport. Gene Ontology annotation, molecular function: transmembrane transporter activity. The transcript has 15 exons. The coding region runs from base 1 to 2178 and encodes 725 amino acids. NCBI's taxonomy places the organism in Eukaryota, Fungi, Basidiomycota, Agaricomycetes, Cantharellales, Ceratobasidiaceae. The record is from RefSeq and is a predicted model, not a curated record.